AUGCGUGCUCUGUCUUUCCUCGCCCUCGCGGCCCCGCUUGUUUCUGCUAUCCAGUUUGAAGCUCCCGUGGCCAACUCUACCAUCUUGAAGGGCGACACUGUCAACGUCAAGUGGUCCUUUGUCGACACUGACCCCACGAAGUUCAGUAUCUACCUUGUCAACUUUGUCGACUGGCCUCCCUUCUAUACCCAAGUGGCCUCCGAUGUCCCGACGGAUGCUGGAGAAUGGAAAGUCAAGGUUCCUUGCGAUGUGAACACCUCUUGGGGCUUCCAAUUCAACGCCAUCAACGGCACGAACGUCUAUGUCAUUCAUGCUCAGACCCCUCGCUUCUUUGUCAAGGAUGGUACCUGCUCCGGCGAGGCUGAUGAGCCAACUGAGGGCAACACUUGCAAGCCUGUCACCGUUACGACCACUGUGACCGCCACUAGCACUGUUACCUCUUGUCCCAAUGCUGAGCAGACCUCAACCGCAAUGGCUUCGCAGCAGCCCGCCUCCUCUGAGGCUAAGCCUACUGUUAAAGGUAGUGUUGAUGGCCCUGCCCAGCCGGCUGUGACCAACCCCCCUGUGGGCCCCAAUGAGUCUCAAAACUACGGCAUUACGAGGACGAUCUACCAGACCGUUUACGCCGACCUCUCCGAAGCUGAUGGCUGUGUGUGCUGA
Thermochaetoides thermophila DSM 1495 is the source of this 660-nucleotide messenger RNA. RefSeq lists its product as uncharacterized. The transcript is spliced from 3 exons. Lineage: Eukaryota; Fungi; Ascomycota; Sordariomycetes; Sordariales; Chaetomiaceae. Bases 1 to 660 code for a protein of 219 amino acids. The record is from RefSeq and is a predicted model, not a curated record.